This is a messenger RNA of Macadamia integrifolia, 1909 nucleotides long. RefSeq names its product UPF0481 protein At3g47200-like. The record is from RefSeq and is a predicted model, not a curated record. The coding region runs from base 576 to 1610 and encodes 344 amino acids. The transcript is spliced from 2 exons. NCBI's taxonomy places the organism in Eukaryota, Viridiplantae, Streptophyta, Magnoliopsida, Proteales, Proteaceae.
AGCAAAUUCACCUUCAUUGUAUAAUUACAAAGCCAUCCACCGCUGCAAUGUUACCACUGCAUUCAAGUAUUUUUACUACUUAGAAGGUGCUAGAACCACUAUAAGUACUAGCAUGAAUUACAGAAAUAGCUUCAAUUUGUUCUACUAGUUGUUCUUCGGGUGCGAAAUUGAGUGGGAUGCUAUAAGAAGAUCAAGGUUUCGUUUUGAUUGAACCUCUGGUUUUCAGGUGACAGUUUAGCUGGGCUUAAUUCCUCUCCGCUGAGGUGAAGUAAGAAUUGAACCUGAUUUCUCAAUUGGCAGGCAGAUAGAAGGAUGGGGGAGAGUUCUUCUAUAGAUAUUGAGAAUCUCAGAGGAAAGCUUCCUCCGAGCUUGAAUCCAUUCUCAACUUCUUGUAUUUACAGAGUGGACAAAAGAAUUCGCAAAAUAAUGGAAGAUGCCUACACCCCGGAUACGGUCUCCAUCAGCCCUUAUCACUCUGAUCUCAACAAGCAAAAUUUGCAAAUGCAAGACAUGGAACACCUUAAGAAGCGAUACGUAAAGGCAUUGGUUGAUCGAAAGAGAACCACUCUGGAAGAAUGUGUGAAAGCUCUCGAGGAGUUAGAACUGUAGCCCGUGACUGUUACUCAGAGCCCACGAAAUUAGGUACCAAAGAAAACUUUGUAGAAAUUUUUCUCUUUGAUGGCUUGUUCAUCAUUGAGUUAUUUCGGAAAUUUUCCCAUGUUGUUGAGACAGAUCGAAAUGAUCCCAUAUUCAAUUCCAAUCUAAUGAGAACAAGGGUUGUCCGUGACUUGUUAUUGCUUGAAAACCAAAUACCCAUGUUAGUUCUUCAAACCUUAUUCGAUCUAAGUUAUGACCCUAAGUCUGAUAGAUUCCCACUCAUCAUAUUGGCUCUCAAUUUCUUCAAGGAUUUGGUAUCGUAUGAUAAGGACUAUUAUACUGGUCUUCAAAAUAUCGAGCCCACUGGGCACAAGCAUUUACUGGAUCUGUUAAGCUACGCACUUGAGAAUUCUCUUCCGGCAAUGGUCCUGUGGCCAGCAUCAAGGGGAGCACUAGAAUCUCUGCCAUGUGUGACGGAGCUCCAACAUUCCGGUGUUAAUUUCAGGAAGCGCCUCACCAGAAGUGGCUGGAUGGAUAUAGAGUUUAGAGAUGGAGUAUUUGAAAUCCCUACACUACGUGUUGAUGAAUACACAGAUCCCUUUUUCAGGAACCUUAUUGCUUACGAGCAACAUCGAUCUGGAGGUAGGCACUACAUAACAUCAUAUGCCCUUUUGAUAGAUAGUCUUAUUGACACUGCUGAUGAUGUGGCAUUUUUACGUCGCCAUAAAAUUAUUGUGAAUCACUUGGGUGACGAUAGUAAGGUCUCUUCUCUAUUUAAUAGUCUCUGCACUGAAGUUGUCACUAAUAACUUUUAUUAUAAGGAUCUUUGCGACGAUGUGCGUCAAUAUUAUUACUCGCCCUGUAACGAAUGGAAAGCGACAUGGAAGCGCGAAUAUUGCAACAGUCCAUGGACGAUCAUUCCAGUGGUUGCAGCAGUUUUUCUACUUUUUCUCACUGUUUGGGCUACCUUAUUUACCACCCUGCCUGUCUUCAAUGUUAAUUUCAAGCAUUAAUCUUGGAUAUUAGGUCUGCUAGGGCUCUAUAUCUAGUAUGGCCUUGAAUAGACCGGAUUAGAGGGCGAUGAUCUAUGCCGCGGAAUCCAUCUAGUUGUGUUCUACUAUGUUACUGUUUCUAGCUUUUUUUUCCCAUAUAUUUUUUCUUUUCUCUUCUUUGUCCUUGCUUGGAUCUAUGUAGCCGGCCCCAUUAAGUUGGGAUAAGACUUUGUUGUUGUUGUUUCUUUAGGACUUUACACCAUUGUGUGACCACAUUGCUGUAACUGCAACAUCCUUUAAUUUUGAAGUUAUUUUUGUUA